AUGGAGCUGGCAGAGCAAGACAAAGUGAAGCAGCUGAAAGAUGGUGACACACAGAAAAUUCCGCCAGUUUUAUCACAAAACAGAGGAAUCAUCUGGCAGAACUGUGAUUCCAGGCUACCUUUCCCACUUCCUUCUGAUUCCUUCAAGUAUCUCAGCUGGUGGGACAUAGAACAAAAUGAUGUUCGAGGAAAUCAGCUUCGUUGUCCUCGAGUGAGAGAAGGGCCUUCAAAAGAACAGCUAUUUUUCAGAGGAGAAGAACAUACUUUGAAAAGAAGAAAGCAAGUAACUGACACAGAGAAGUGGCAAAAGAAACUGCAAGAGAACUGGGAAAACUGCGCUGAGUUGAACCUUUCAUUUCAGGACCUGGGUGACCUUUACCAGGUGGAAAACUUCAAAAGGAUUCUUCGAAGAUUAAUUCGCGUGGAAAAACUUUGGUUAGUGGACAAUUCUUUGACAGACCUAAGUGCCAUAAGGUUGCCAAGAUGCAGAGAACUAAAUGUCAAUAAAAACCACUUUACAUCCUUGAAACAGCUGCCAAAGACACCUCAGAUUCAGCACUUAUCACUCGCUGAAAAUAACAUUAUGACACUAAAAGGAAUAUCAGACUUCAGACAUACUCCACUUGAAUCUCUUAUCCUCAAGAGGAAUCCCUGUGAGUUUCAAGAAAGAUACAGACAACUUGUAUUCUCCAGUUUGCCAAAUCUGAAGACGCUGGAUGGUAUCCCAAAACUGCCAGAAGACUGUUCUCCCCCAGAUAUCAGGUUUAUUUUCAAAAUGUGUACUAUACUCUAGCACUGUAUUUUUGUAGGAUUGCAUCUGUACUAGAAUCACCCGACUUAGAAGACAGAAUAAAUCCUGUA
Merops nubicus (carmine bee-eater) is the source of this 860-nucleotide messenger RNA. RefSeq lists its product as uncharacterized. Lineage: Eukaryota; Metazoa; Chordata; Aves; Coraciiformes; Meropidae. The transcript has 7 exons. The record is from RefSeq and is a predicted model, not a curated record. The coding region runs from base 1 to 792 and encodes 263 amino acids.